AUGAAAGCUUUAUGGGACCUCCUUAAGCCAAGUGGUGAAUUCACUGGAUUACGUCACUUCUAUGACACUCUUGAAAUUCUUAUUCGUGGAUUAGAUACCCUGGGAAAGUCAGAGAAUACCUACGGUGACCUGUUAGUGCCUAUCGUCCUUGAGAAGCUUCCAGGAUCUAUUCGACAACAAUUGGCAAGAACCCACGGUAGUAGUGAUUGGAAGUUGAAAGACUUACGAAAGAAUCUUUUGAAAGAAAUCGAAGCUAUUGAAGAAGGAAAUGUGACCAGUUACACAACUCCCAGUGCUAUCUCGUCUUCAACUGCAGCUUUCCAUACGGAUACUAAACCGUUUCAUAAGACAUGCGCAUUCUGUAAGGACGCUUCACAUAAUUCGGUGAAUUGCAAGACAGUAAUAGAUCAUGACAAACGUCAACAAAUCGUAAAGCGCGAUCGUCUUUGCUUUAACUGCCUUGGCAAUCACAAAAUAAAGGACUGUAAGUCGAAACGAACAUGUCGCCACUGUAGCCGGAAACAUCACACGUCCCUCUGUAGGUCAACCAAUACGGGAUCCGAAACAUUAAUGACGCAAUCAACUACGUGUACGGAUAACGAAGUUAAAGCCUGUCGAAAUACGACGCAAGUUCACGCUAAGUCGGUGUCAGCAGGUGACGUCAAUGUUGACGGUUUGUCGAAGUCGGGAACAGUUUUACUGAAAACAGCCGUUGCUGAAAUCUCUUCUGGAUCAAAUACUUAUACAGCGACGAUACUUUUCGACGAAGGCGCAACACGAUCGUUUAUAACGAAGGAUUUCGCACGAAAGUUGGAUAUCACGCCGGAGGGAUCGCAGAAAAUUCAACUUGCUGCAUUCGGUGGCAAACCUUCUCAUGUCAAAUUCUACGAUAAGGUGUCAUUCGCAGUGCAUACGAUCACCGGUGGAAAGAUGGAUAUUUCAGCACUUGUAGUUCCGAAAAUUUCCGCUCCCAUCAAAAACUUCGUUAAUGCUUCACUCUUGGAUUUACCUCACCUACGGGAAUUACCUUUCGCUCAUCCAGUUUCCAAUGUGGAUUCGUUCGAGAUAUCGGUUCUCAUCGGGGCCGAUUUCUAUUGGGAUUUCAUGAUGGAUCACGUAAUACGAGGCCCUGGACCCACUGCAGUGCAGUCCAAGCUCGGUUACUUACUCUUUGGCCCGAUAUACAAGGAAUCUCAUGAAUCGAACACUACGAUAUUACACAUAGCUACUAAUAUUCUCGAUGAGAAAACCAAACUUCAGGAAUAUUGGGAUUUAGAAACGUUAGGUAUCAAAGAUGACCCAUCUGACCUAUGCAAGUCAAUGGAUUUUGAGUCAUAA
Lineus longissimus is the source of this 1338-nucleotide messenger RNA. RefSeq lists its product as uncharacterized. NCBI's taxonomy places the organism in Eukaryota, Metazoa, Nemertea, Pilidiophora, Heteronemertea, Lineidae. Bases 1 to 1338 code for a protein of 445 amino acids. The record is from RefSeq and is a predicted model, not a curated record. The transcript has a single exon.